Molecule: messenger RNA, 3202 nt
Organism: Durusdinium trenchii
Lineage: Eukaryota; Dinophyceae; Suessiales; Symbiodiniaceae
Source: the annotation of a GenBank genome assembly
CUAGAACCUACUCACUCAGAACUCUUCAAUUCAUCUAAUUGCCAUGUUUGACUUCGAUGGCAAGGUGCGUGGCAGCGGAUCCCGCGUGGAUCUCAGUGGGCGAGGGCGCAAAGGGCCCCGGCAAGCGCCGGAGGAGAGUCGUUCCGAUUUCGUGAAGCGCCAACACCAAGAGCGCGAGGCCCGCGAGCGGAAGAGGAUCCGUGAAGCCGCCUCGCGACACAUUCAGGCCGUCUACCGGGGCCAUCGAUGCCGCCGAGCCCAACAGGCCGAGAAGCGGCAGGUCUUCGACAAGCGCUAUGCGGACAUCAGCAAGGUGAGUGGCGUACUUCCUGCGCCGCAGAAAGCCAAGUUUGUCUUCCAGUUGCUGGUGCCUAUGCUACGGCUCUUCGCUUUCUUCUUCAGGAAGGACCAGGACGAAGAGCGCUUGUUGGCGAUGGCCGAGCUGGUCCACUUCUCCAGCACGCAAGCGGAGAGUUGCAACUUCUUGCGGAUUUUCCUCAUGGAUGAGUCGCAGUUGCCAAAAGACUCAUCACGGCAGGGCGCACUCUCUCUUUUGGAGAAGCUCUUUUGGGCACUGCUCAGCUGCCAGAGAAACGUCGAUGUGUUGAAGCUGCUGAAAGCUGUGCAGCAGGCACUGUUCUCUCCAAGCCCUGACUACAAGCCGCUCGGGUCCAUCUCCGGGGCGGUGGUCGCUCAUUUGCUGCGGAGGACGCCGAUUUUCCAGGUGCUCCCGCCGCUGUGCCAGUCUGGCCAACUUCUCCAGGCUGCGGAUGUGGUGCUUUUGAUGUGCUCAGGCUUGGAAGCCGUCAGCUUGGAGACGGUGGAAGCCUCCCUCCGCACGCGUCAGGAGUUGUUGACCGAGCUCCUUUCCACUCCGAACUUGGUGGAGGCUUUGUGCAAGGACCUCAGCCAUCCGAUCGCGGUUGCGAGCCUACGUCGUUUGUCCAGUUUGCUGGUCCACACCGCUGGAGUGCUGGCGACGAAAGAGAGGCCAACGGCAGCUCCCCUCUUGGUAAACAUCGCGACCUUGCUGGAGCGCUUCGCCUUGAAAAUGACGAGCCCUGCGGUGUGCGUAGGGGCUGAGCUCCUAGCGCUCUUGACGUGGCUCUCCUGGGCCAAGGAGUCCCUCUCAGGGGAGGAGGCCAAGCCGGGCUCCGCCACGCUCGCGCGGCUGCACCGUGGUAGCUUCGUGAGGACAUUGCUGUCCGCUGUAGGCGGUUCUUCGCGCGAGGAUGUGCUACUGGCCGUGUGCCGCUUGUACUUUGCGCCGUCCAGCGGUGCAGAGUCUGAGGUGGAUCCUCCACUGGAGGUCUUGCAGACCUUGGCCUUCGCCACCCCGUUGGCCGAGCGGCUCUUCCCCAGCUUCCACGGCCUCAUGAGGAAUCGCAGUACGGAGGCGAUCUUCCAAGCGCUUCAGCCGCCCAGUUUGGCCAACGCGGAGGCCAUCCGGUUGCGGGUCUUCUGCUGCGUCUAUGCCGUACAACUCCAACCCAUGUACGACUACGAGUUCUUCGGCGAAGCCAAUCCCCUACGACUAGAAGAGGUGAAGGAGUUGCUCCCUUUCCUGAACCGCUUGGCCUACCACUUUGUGACUGCCAUGCCGGACCAGGCAUCCCUUCUUCCAGCGGCCAAAGCCCUGCGCACGAGCCUGACGUCCUUGAUCAACUUAUUGUACCAUCGGCACCAGCGGCGGCCCAUCCUUGACAGUGAUCACGACUGGAUCCUUCCGGAGUCCCGGACACUGCUGCGUCGGGCGCCCUCGGCACUGAACCUGGGCACCGCCCUGGGAGUCCCAGAGACGGAAGAGGCGGAGGACGAGCCGGAAGCCAUGGAGGUGGACGAAUCCGGUGAGAUGGGCGAGUUCCCAGAGGCUCGAUGUGUUGGAAGCAGUGCGACGUCCUCGGUGGCCUUGGCCGAGAAAGCGCUUCAGGCGGUGCUUGCCGAGAUGCCGCACGUGCUGCCCUUCGAGGAUCGAGUGUCCAUCCUGCACAAUGCCAUCCUAGCCGAUCAGGAUCAGCGAAGAGCCUUUCGCGGCCCAUGGGGGUUGUCAACCUUGGACAAGCGGCAGAUCCGCCGGAACCAUCUGGUGGACGACGGCAUCGCUGCCUUCGAAGGCUUGGACGAAGCCGCUUUGCGGGACACCUUCCGUGUGGAGUUCGUGGCGCCUGAUGGCACCCUGGAGUCCGGCGUGGACGGGGGAGGCCUCUUCAAGGAGUUCAUGAUCCACAUUUGCCGAGAGAUGUUUGAUCCGGAGUUUGGGCUUUUCAGGGCCACCGAGUCCCACUCCUUGUACCCCAGCAGUGAGGCCUUCACUCAGUUUCCACAAGCGGCUGACCUGUACAUAUUCCUUGGGAAGGUUGUUGGGAAGGCGAUCUACGAGAUGAUCCUUUUGGAACCUCAGUUCAGCCGGGUGUUUCUCAACCGAGUGCUCGGUCGAAUCAACGAGGUGGAUGACAUCGCGUCCUUGGACAAAGAGCUCCACCGCAACAUGCUGCAGAUCAAGGAGUGUCCAGAUGUGGAGGCGUUGGGGAUCACCUUCAGCAUUUCAGUCACCGAAAAAGGCAUGCACAAGGAUAUCAAUCUCAUCCCCAAUGGCAGCAACACGCCAGUGACACGUGAAAACCUCACCCGUUACUUGCACCUCAUGGCCAACUAUAGGACGAACAUCCAAUUCCAACGGCACACGGCGGCCUUCCUGAGCGGUUUGCAGAAGGUGAUCCCUGUGACAUGGCUGAAGAUGUUCGAUCCAUAUGAGUUGAACACUUUGGUCUCCGGCGACCUCCGAGAGACUGGCUUCGACGUGGCCGACUUGCGCGCGAACACCGUGCUCUCUGGCGGCUAUGAGGAGGAUAGUCCUUGCGUGCGUUGGCUUUGGAGAUUGUUGCAAGAAGAACUUGGUGCCGAAGAUCUGGGUCGAUUUCUCAUGUUCGUGACCUCCUGUAGCCGAGCGCCGCUUUUGGGGUUCAAAAACUUGAACCCCAAGUUCUGCGUGCACCGCGUUCCCGACGGCGAACGACUUCCCACCAGCGCCACGUGCGCCAAUCUUUUGAAGUUGCCCGACUACACCAGCUACCAGUCCUUGAAGACCAAGGUCCUCCAAGCCAUCCGUGCAGAGGCCGGCUUUGAUUUGAGCUGAGAUGGUGCCCUCUUUCGGGCGGAAUUGAUGCCCCAUAAGUUCAUAGAGAUCAGGAUUGGUGAUACU